Caenorhabditis angaria is the source of this 2622-nucleotide messenger RNA. NCBI's taxonomy places the organism in Eukaryota, Metazoa, Nematoda, Chromadorea, Rhabditida, Rhabditidae. The record is from the annotation of a GenBank genome assembly.
AUGACGAUUAUUGUUUGAGAUGCGGAAUGUUGAACUACUCUCCAGUUUCAAGGUAUGACCGUAUUUUUAAAUCUGAGAUUAUUUUUAGUUGUUUCUAGACUUAUUCGAGAUGAUGUUACAUCAGCAUUUGCUCGGCCCAUCGACUUCGUUAAAUACGAAUUCUAAUUCCGUUUUACAAUCAGCCAACGCCCUAUCAGACGGUUAGUUUUAUCUAAUUUCAAAUUUAGCAAUAAAACUAAUUUUUGGAUAUUUAGGCGUUCUCUUAUCACAUUCUCAACAACCUCGAGAAGAACUCAAAACCACUUUUGAAACUCGUGAAGGUAUUUAUCGAGUUAUGACUCUUGCUGAAUAUUCUCGUCCACGAGGUCCACAACAAUAUCACAUGCAGGGUGUUUUGAAUAAUCAAAGUAUGGUUCAUAGUGGUGCACCUGUUCGUGUAUCAUUUGUUACAAUUCCGAAAGAUAUUGUUGACAAUAAUGAUACUGUAACUUCUCAACCAACAUCUUCAUCAUCGAAAGAUGAACCAGAAGAUUAUUGGUCAGAUAAGUUGUGUUUCAAUGUCGGAAAAGAGUUGUAUGUUUAUCAUUAUAGGUGAGUCAUCUUCCAAGUUUUUUUUGUUAUUGAUUUUUCUCAUUUCUAGAGGUACACAUACGGCUGCUGAUCUAGCAAGACCAAUUGAUAAACGAGUUUACAAAGGAACAGCUCCCACAGUUCACUGCUUUAAUCAGGAGCUAGCCAAUCCAAAAAGUUGUUCGCUUAUCAUUGGUUUUUCAACAGGACAACUUCAAAUAAUUGAUCCACUUGAUCGAAGUACUCCAGCUCCAAUCAGUCGUCUUUAUAAUGAAGAUCGAACGUAUGAUAAAUCAACAGUAACUUGUAUUCGAUGGCAACCUGGACAACCAAAUAUAUUUCUCGCUUCCUAUGCUUCCGGCAAUAUUUAUGUAUAUAAUGAAGAAGUUGUGGCGGGCACCACUCCUCCUGUCUGGAAUUUUUAUAAACAAGGCGAGAAGUUUGCGGUUUACACGUGUAAAUCAAAAAUUGCAAGAAAUCCGAUUUAUCGAUGGCAAAUCGGUGAAGGCGCCAUUCAUCAAUUCAAUUUUUCUGGUCCUGAUGCAAAAAUGAUGGCAACAGUUGGACACGAUGGAUUUCUACGCAUUUUUGAUUAUCACAAUAUGGAACUUAUGGCAAUGAUGAAAUCAUAUUUUGGUGGACUUUUGACUAUGUCUUGGAGUCCUGAUGCUAAAUUAAUUGCAACUGGAGGAGAGGAUGAUUUAUUAACAGUUUAUAGUGUUAAUGAAAAACGAGUUAUUUGUCGAGGACAAGGACAUAAAAGUUGGAUAAGUCAAGUUCAAUUCGAUUCAUAUUGUUGUACAACUGAAGAAGAUACAGAAAAUAUCGAAGAGAAACAAAAUAAUUCGGAUGUCAAUUUUCGGCCAGGACCACCCCCUUCAACAAGUUCCGAAAUAAAUACAACACCUGUUAUGAGAACACAUGCAAAAAGAGCAACACCACUUUCAGCAACUUCGACAUUAUCAAGAUGUUCAUUUGCAUCCUUUGGAACUAUAAAUGGAACAUCUGCCGUGAGUUCUAAAUUUGAAAUUCGAAAAUAUUUUUUUAAAUUGUAUUUUUUAGGCUGGUGCUGGAGUUUGUUAUCGCAUUGGAAGUGUUGGACAUGAUACUCUUCUUUGUCUUUGGGACAUCACUGAAGAUAUGCUAAAACCUGCAAAUAUUCAAAGACAUCGAAAUUCGACAAUUAUUGCACCAAUGGCUGGUCUCGAAAUUCAAACAUCAGCACUUGCUGGUCGAUUAGAUAUUUUAACUGAAGCAUCACCUGCUGGUAAUGGAGGAGCAUCAACUUCUUCUGAACCUUCUCCAGCUGUGAAACCAGUAGAAAAACCGAAGAAGAAACGAUUCCAUCGAAGAGGGUUCACUUUAGGAAGACUUAAUGUUGGAAGUAGUGGAAAUUCAAACUCCAACUCGAAUAAUUCUAUAUUACCGAAAACAUCAAAUGGAAGUGUUAAUUCUUCUGAUAAGUGAGUUUUUGGUUGGAAAUUGUUCCUAAAUAACUUUCAAAUAAUUUUUUUCUAGGAAAAACAAUCAUCUUCUAAUAUCUCAAAUAAGUUGUUGUGAAGAAACUCGGUUGCUUGGAUCCCGAUUAUGUCCGAGAAUUCAAGAUGUUCCCGUUAUAGAACCCUUGAUGUGUAAAAAAAUAGCUCAUGAACGUCUAACUGUAUUAGAAUUCCGACAAGAUUGUAUUGUGACAGCAUGCCAAGAAGGAUUUAUUUGUACUUGGGCGAGACCUGGAAAAGGAGGAGGCAAUCCGAAUGGACCGAAACGUGAUUUUAUCAAUUCGCCAGGAACUGUGAGUCCUGAUGUUGGUGGAGCACAACAACAAAAACCAAAUUGGGCUGGAUAUAAUGUGACAAAUACAAAUGAAUAUACAGCUAUGAAUGGGAUUAGUGGACAACAACCAACUAGAUCAAAUAGUAGUUAUAAUACAGGUUUGAAUUUUGAUUAAAAUCUCCAAGUUCCUUUCAAAAAUGAGAAAUAAUGUUUUCAGCCGACGAUGACAAAUCUGCUCAACCAUAUCGCGUCAAUAAUCAUUACCGAUGGCAAAAUUGA